Molecule: messenger RNA, 1219 nt
Organism: Lucilia cuprina (Australian sheep blowfly)
Lineage: Eukaryota; Metazoa; Arthropoda; Insecta; Diptera; Calliphoridae
Exons: 1
Coding region: 314-1141 (275 amino acids)
Molecular function (GO): nucleic acid binding; zinc ion binding
Source: RefSeq, a predicted model, not a curated record
AUAUUAAAAUAUUUUCCUACACAAAUUAUUCGAAGUCAACAAUAUUGAAGCCAUGCAAGCAGUAAUAUACGAACAUGAGAUGUACGCUGUUGUAUAAUAAUCAUGUGUAAACAUGAUCAUUAUAUCAUAUUACAUUAGUUAUAAUAUGAAACACCCUGUAUAUAUAUAUAUAUAAGUUAUAAGAUAGAACUUUCUUAUUAUAAAAAAUUAAAAUAAAACUUGAUCUAUCAUUACAACUUAACAUGGUGUCAGGUGAAAAAUUUAAAUGAGUGGAAAAAGUCUUUAGUCAAAUAAAAAAAAAAAAUAAAAAAAAAUGUCCAAUGAUAUAAAACCACUAGGUGUGGUUGCUAAAAUUAAUUUAAAAGCCUCUAAUAUGGCGGCAGAGUGGAAAAAUUGGAAGGAACAAUUUCAAAUUUAUCUUACUGCAUCCAAAUUAGAUGGCGAAUCUAAUGAAAGGAAAGUGGCCUUGCUAUUACAUCAUAUGGGCUCAGAAUCCUUCCAUGUCUUUAAAUCUUUUGACAAAGAUAUUGAUUCGGUAAAGUAUGAUGAUCUUGUCAAAUUAUUUGAUCAUUACUUUAUACCGAAAAUUAACUUGGCAAUGGAACGCCACAAUUUCUUUACGAGGAAACAAAAUUGUGGUGAGACUAUUCAUGAUUACGUAACAGCACUAAAAAAUCUAAGUCAAACGUGCGACUUUGGAGUUCUAAGAGACAAUCUUGUAAAAGAUAUUUUUGUUUGUGGAAUAUCUUCAAAUUUUCAACACAUUAAAGAAAGACUCUUAAGUGAAGGUAACAUAAGUUUGGAUAGAGCAGUCACAAUUGCCCAAAGUAUUGAAGCCGCCCGUGAGAACGCUAGCCAAUUGGAAGGACUAGGGCUUAAUAUAUUGCAAAGAAAAGUCAGAGAUUCCACACAAAAAGCAUGCAAAAAGUGUGGUCAGGUACAUAAAAAUAAAUGUCCCGCCGAAAACGCUGUUUGUCAUAAUUGCCAUAGAAAAGGUCAUUAUGCAAAAAUGUGCUUUAAUAAAAAACAACAAAGUGGCGUUAAUUUUAACAAGUAUAGUCAACAAAACCAACAAAGUGGCGUCAAUUUUAACAGUUAUGGUCGUCAAAACAUACAACACCAACACAAUGGAAAAAAAUAAAUAAGAAAAUUGUCAGACACCAAUAAUGAAGAACUAUUUAUUGGUACUUUGUCACUUGUUCGCAAACAACAACAACAA